UUGAUUAACAGCAGAUCAGCAGCAGUUAACACAGUCGAGGCAAGAUUUGCUGCCUUCUCGAAAUCGAUUCCCCAAACCAUUUCGCAUAACUCCGAAGUGCAAACAUGCAGGGAGGGGAGCGAUUUUUUCAAAUGUAGCUACAAGGAGUAAGCAGCGUAUUCUGGACACCGGAACCGGUAAAUUAAGAACGUAAUGGUCUUCGAAGAUAAGAUUUAUCGAUUACAUUUGUCUCACGUGCAAAAUCAACGGGUAUUAAAGUUUACGAGCAAUGCUCGAGAUGUUUUAAUAACCUUAUGACAUUAAGAGUCAAGGUGAUCCACGACCUAAGUGCAUAACACUUCGAGUGACGCACGUUUGCAAGGAUCUGGGUUCUUUUCUGAAUUGAUUUCUCGUGCCCAUGGAGCCUCAAGCUAAAACAUUCAAUUCCAGCAGGCCGUCGGUGAUUUACUUUCACGGAAUUCGUGUGAAAUACAUACAGGACGAUAAAAAAACGCUUUCAAAGGAGUUUGAAAAUGAGGAAAGUGGUGAUAGUAACAGCGCGAUUCCUGCUCUAACCGUUAAAAGGACUUGGAUGUCAGACAACGGACACGAUUCGAAAACAGAAACGGCAGAUGCGGUAUGUACGGAAAACGAAGAAGAGUGUUUGCGAAAACGACGCCGGACCUCAUUUACGUCGUUUCAAACAACGCGACUGGAAGAAGAAUUCGACCACGAUAAUUACAUCGUGGGGAUGAAACGCUGGCGAUUGAGCAAGGAGCUAGACAUUCCGGAAAAGCAAAUAAAAAUUUGGUUUCAAAAUAAAAGAACAAAACUUAAAAGGAAUUUCUCCAACGAUGAACACAAAUAGAAGAUCUAAACAACAGACGAUGGUCCCCCCUGGCAAUGUCUGGACUCACGAUUAGAAGAGCACGUCUUUCAUACAAGAGCGUGUCUCAGGGUGGGGGGGCUGGACUCGAAAUGCGCUAUCGCACUCCCAGAGUUAUUCUCGCUGAUGGUCUUACUGUUUUGACUGUUUUUCCUUAAUCACUCAGAUUUAAGGGUCUUAUUUAUUUAAUGUAGUUGAAACAAUAAAGUCUUAUUUUACUUGUCAUUAAA
This is a messenger RNA of Xenia sp. Carnegie-2017, 1095 nucleotides long. RefSeq names its product ventral anterior homeobox 2a-like. Gene Ontology annotation, molecular function: DNA binding; DNA-binding transcription factor activity, RNA polymerase II-specific. The coding region runs from base 398 to 847 and encodes 149 amino acids. Lineage: Eukaryota; Metazoa; Cnidaria; Anthozoa; Malacalcyonacea; Xeniidae. The record is from RefSeq and is a predicted model, not a curated record. Gene Ontology annotation, biological process: regulation of DNA-templated transcription. The transcript has 2 exons.